This is a messenger RNA of Neltuma alba, 2016 nucleotides long. RefSeq names its product protein NRT1/ PTR FAMILY 5.1-like. NCBI's taxonomy places the organism in Eukaryota, Viridiplantae, Streptophyta, Magnoliopsida, Fabales, Fabaceae. The transcript is spliced from 4 exons. The coding region runs from base 52 to 1806 and encodes 584 amino acids. Gene Ontology annotation, molecular function: tripeptide transmembrane transporter activity; dipeptide transmembrane transporter activity. Gene Ontology annotation, cellular component: membrane. The record is from RefSeq and is a predicted model, not a curated record. Gene Ontology annotation, biological process: transmembrane transport; dipeptide transport.
CUCGUGAAUUAGUCCAUUUUAUUUUCACUCACAUAUACUAAAAGAUUUCUGAUGGAAGCCAAAGUAGAUUAUACCCAGGAUGGUACUGUCGACUUUCGUGGCAGGCCUGCAAUUCCUUCUAAAACUGGAAAAUGGAAGGCUUGCGCUUUCCUUGUUGGCUACGAAGCAUUUGAAAGGAUGGCCUUCUAUGGCGUCGCCUCCAACUUGGUGAACUUCCUUACGACCCAACUUCAUGAAGACACAGUUUCAUCAGUUCGAAACGUGAAUAACUGGUCAGGAUCCGUUUGGAUAACGCCAAUUCUCGGUGCUUACAUAGCUGAUUCUUACUUGGGUCGCUUUUGGACUUUCACCGUGUCCUCUCUCAUUUAUGCAUUGGGUAUGGUUCUGCUUACAAUAGCUGUAUCACUCAAGAGCUUGAAGCCAACAUGCAACAAUGGCAUCUGCAACAAAGCUUCUGCCUCACAAAUUGCAUUCUUUUACACGGCUCUGUACACCGUAGCAAUCGGAGCAGGCGGAACAAAGCCCAACAUUUCAACCUUUGGUGCUGACCAGUUUGAUGAUUUCAAUCCCAAUGAGAAAGAGAUUAAGGCCUCCUUCUUCAACUGGUGGAUGUUUACCUCAUUCUUGGGCGCUUUAAUAGCAACUUUAGGCCUGGUCUACGUUCAAGAGAACUUGGGAUGGGUAUUUGGCUAUGCUAUCCCAACAGUUGGUCUCAUCCUGUCCCUUGUUAUUUUCUACGUAGGAACUCCCAUAUACCGCCACAAAGUCAGGACCACCAAAAGUCCCGCCAAGGACUUCUUUCGUGUCCCUAUUGCUGCCUUCAGGAACAGAAAACUUCAGCUUCCUAAUGACCCCUCUGAGCUUCAUGAGCUGGAGCUGCAACAUUACAUCACUAGCGGAAAACGGCAAAUCUUCCACACCCCAGUUUUAAGGUUCUUGGACAAGGCUGCAAUAAAGGGAAACGGCACAGGUUCCUCUACAACGCCAAUGACGGUAUCGCAAGUGGAGGGAGCCAAGCUUGUAUUAGGCAUGCUGCUGAUAUGGCUAGUAACACUGGUUCCUAGUACUAUUUGGGCACAGAUCAACACUCUAUUUGUAAAACAAGGCACAACCUUGGACCGAAACCUUGGUCCCCACUUUCGGAUCCCAGCAGCCUCUCUCGGUAGUUUUGUGACCCUCUCUAUGCUCCUCUCUGUGCCAAUGUAUGACCGUUUUUUCGUGCCAUUCAUGCGCCAGAAAACUGGCAACCCCAGAGGAAUCACCCUUCUUCAGAGGCUUGGAAUUGGAUUCUCAAUCCAAAUCGUGGCCAUUGCAAUUGCUUACGCAGUUGAAGUUAAGAGAAUGCGCAUGAUAAGAGCACAUCACGUACUAGGUCCUAAAGAAAUAGUCCCUAUGAGCAUAUUUUGGCUAUUGCCUCAGUACGUUCUGAUUGGAAUAGCGGAUGUGUUCAAUGCCAUUGGGUUGCUUGAGUUCUUCUAUGAUCAAUCCCCCGACGACAUGCAGAGUCUGGGGACAACGUUCUUCACAAGCGGGAUUGGUGUGGGGAACUUCUUGAACAGCUUCCUGGUAACAAUGGUUGACAAGAUCACUGGAAUGGGUGAGAGAAAGAGCUGGAUAGGUGAUAAUUUAAAUGAUAGUCACUUGGAUUACUAUUACGGGUUCCUGUUGGUGACAUCAAGCAUGAACUUGGGGGCAUUUCUUUGGGCAUCAAAUCGAUUCAUUUACAAGAGAGAGACCGCAACGGUGAAAGACGGUGAAAUGGAGGGUAACCCUACAUUGGACGCGUCUCUAGGAUUACAAGUAUAAAAACCUAAGAACGGCAGGCCAAGUUAAUGCGCCAUCUAUAAUGCCUUUGUAAAAUAUGUGUACGACCUUUUCUUUUAAACGAUUGUUUUCCUUGUCUUGCUAAUCAUAUAUCAAGUGCCAACGUGAUGCGGUAAUAUUUUCUUUGGGUGUGGCAAAUGUCUUGUCACUUGUUAGUUAGGAUAUCUAUAUAAAAAAUGUUAGUUAUGUGUU